AACACGGGCUGGGCCUAGCCCCGCUCUGCAGCCAGUGUCUCUCCCCUGGAACUCCUCAGCGGACUCUAGAACUGGGCUCCGUUUCCAUCUGCUUGCUUCUGAGAGAGGGAGACAGAGAGACAGAGAGGGAGACAGAGACAGAGAGACAGAGACAGAGACAGAGAGAUGCCUCAGGAACAGUAUACUCACAACAGGAACAAUAUGCAGAGCUCUGAAGGACCGCAGGUAUACAAAGUAGGGAUUUAUGGCUGGCGGAAGAGAUGCCUCUAUUUCUUUGUUCUUCUCCUAAUGAUUUUAAUACUGGUGAACUUGGCUAUGACCAUCUGGAUUCUCAAAGUCAUGAACUUCACAAUUGAUGGAAUGGGAAACUUGAGAAUCACAGAAAAAGGUCUAAGGUUAGAAGGAGACUCAGAAUUCUUGCAACCUCUCUACGCCAAAGAAAUCCAGUCCAGACCAGGCAACCCACUGUACUUCAAAUCUGCCAGAAAUGUUACAGUGAAUAUACUCAAUGACCAGACUAAAGUCCUUACUCAGCUUAUCACAGGUCCCAAAGCAGUAGAAGCUUAUGGAAAAAAAUUUGAGGUGAAAACCGUUGAUGGAAAAUUGUUGUUUUCUGCAGAUGACAAUGAAGUGGUGGUUGGAGCAGAAAGAUUAAGAGUCUUAGGAGCAGAAGGCACAGUGUUCCCUAAAUCUAUAGAAACGCCUAAUGUGAGGGCAGAACCCUUCAAGGAACUAAGACUUGAGUCUCCUACUCGUUCCUUAGUGAUGGAAGCCCCUAGAGGAGUGGAAAUCAAUGCUGAAGCUGGCAAUAUGGAAGCCACAUGUAGGACAGAGCUCAGGCUGGAAUCCAAAGAUGGAGAGAUCCAGUUAGAUGCUGCCAAAAUCAAACUACCUAGACUGCCUCGAGGAUCUUAUUCCCCUACGGGAACCCGGCAAAAAGUAUUUGAGAUCUGUGUCUGUUCCAAUGGAAGACUCUUCCUGUCUCAGGCAGGAAGUGGUUCUACCUGUCAGAUCAACACCAGCGUCUGCCUCUGAGAAAGACUGAGUUUCAUGGACAGUGGAGGAUGGCACUGGGGCUGGUUUUUGGUCUCAAUGAACACUUGCUGUGGACUCUUGACUAGAACCCAGAAAGCAUCUUGGAGACCUUUUUUGGUGCGUGUGUGUGCGUUGUGAAUGUGUGUGAGGGUGGGGCUAUGAGACUUAUAUAUAUUGAUAGAUAUAAAUAAAUAUAUAUAUAAAUAUAAAUAUAUAGAUAGAUAGAAAUAGAAUCCUCUGUAUAAAAGAAGGUUUCAGUACAAAAGGAUCCAAGGGUGACCCCCCAGUUACACAUUAUCAAUCUCUCACAUCUAAAUUCAACCUCAAUCGCAGACUAUCAGACUGGAUAUCCCCAGACUCCUGAAACCCAACAACAAUGCAAAGUCUGCCACACCAUGCCAUAGACUGGUGAGAUCCCUUUAACAUCAGGAAAUUACAUUUGCAUCCACCAUUGCAUCCCACCAGAGUGGGACUCUACAUGGUGAAGGGUGAUAAGGCAGCCCUUCUUUCUUGUGACGGUCCUGGGAGAUUUGGAACAUCAAGUCUGUACUUCACGGCAGAGCAGGGAUGGGAACCUAAGAAGCCCGUGUCUUAUUCUUGACCAUGUUGUGGGUUCUCAGUGGAGUAGGUUCAGGUUUUAGAUUAUUCUCCUCAUUCACAUGAGCCCAAAAUCUCAGUAUGGUAUUCCUUACCAAGUAAGAUGAGUCCACGGCCUCAUCCAGGAUGCUGUGGCCAAUUUAAGAGGUAGCUAUAUUAGAAAGUAGAGAACUAGCUCAAAUCAUGAGUUGUGAAACCUCCUCAUUCUUAGCAAGAAGGUUGUCAGUUUGUUUCUAGAUUUCUCUAUUCUAGAGAAAAUAUCACAAAGUGGCUAAUGUUUAAGAUAUGUCCAGGAAGUGAAAGUAUCACACUGGUCUAAAUUAAGAGGGUACACCCUGCGAAUGAAAUAAUUUUCUUUGAGGCAUAAAAUGAGAUGCAGGUUUUAUACAUCAGAAAAAGUAUAAUUAGUCAUUAGCCAUUUAAAGAUUUGUUUGGUUUUUAUAAUUAUUUGGAUUAAGGAAGAGGAUAAAAUUGAUCCAUUUUGGCCACUUGGGUAAAGGAAAGAUUGGGAAAGAAUAUAUCACAGGAUAAGCUACUAAGAGAUAAGAUCUAACAAAGGUUAAGUUCAAUCAAAAAAGUUUGAUCGUUUUUCUCAAGCGCUUCCUCAAAGUCUGUGAGUGGACUAGAUUUUUCAGAGCAUUUUCUCACAAAGAUUUAGCUCAGAUCUACUCCAUCUAAGAUCUAGUUUUGGCAACAUACCAGAAAGGUCAAAUCCCUAUCUUCACUGAGUCAAUAUGCAAUGCAAUCUUUUUAUCAGAUGCAUAUAUCGUGCUGUUAAUGCCAAUGUUUCUUUCCCUACCCUGUUGGACUUAUUGAUUAUUGGGAAGAAGUUGGACAGGGAAUGGAGGAUUUAGAGAGGAGAACAGCUUUAAUUCUAGUAAAAGUAUGAAAUCUCCCAGAGCCACUGGUGCUGCCACACAUCCAGACUGGCUGUCACCAUACACUCCCAGCCAUCAGCUAAUUGAUUAUGUCUAUGGCCAUCUUCCUACCACUGUCAAUGUGAGGGGUCACCCUGGAUUGCGGUUGUACUGGGACAAGGGACUGUACUGUCUCUGUUCAAAGAGGGGCAAAUCUGUGCCUAUGCCUUAAAGUCAAUGCACUCA
This is a messenger RNA of Antechinus flavipes (yellow-footed antechinus), 2735 nucleotides long. It is a transcript of the gene SGCD, whose product is annotated as sarcoglycan delta. The record is from RefSeq and is a predicted model, not a curated record. Bases 166 to 1035 code for a protein of 289 amino acids. Gene Ontology annotation, biological process: heart contraction; cardiac muscle tissue development. Lineage: Eukaryota; Metazoa; Chordata; Mammalia; Dasyuromorphia; Dasyuridae. The transcript is spliced from 8 exons. Gene Ontology annotation, cellular component: sarcoglycan complex; sarcolemma.